Molecule: messenger RNA, 760 nt
Organism: Diospyros lotus (date-plum)
Lineage: Eukaryota; Viridiplantae; Streptophyta; Magnoliopsida; Ericales; Ebenaceae
Product: protein translation factor SUI1 homolog 2-like
Exons: 3
Coding region: 132-473 (113 amino acids)
Biological process (GO): translational initiation
Molecular function (GO): RNA binding; translation initiation factor activity
Source: RefSeq, a predicted model, not a curated record
ACCCAACACCCUUUCUCAGAACCUCUUCAGUCCAUUCAAUCGUUCUUCCUUCGUUUCCAGAUCCGGAGAUAAGUUCGAUUUCUUUAAGCUCACGAGCAAGCGUAACAACAGCUACUUUCCAGACCAAGUACAUGGUUGAUCUCGACCUCCAGACCCCUACUGCUUUUGACCCAUUUGCUGAGGCGAAAGACGACCCUGCUGGAGCUGGAUCAAAAGAUUACGUUCAUAUUCGCGUCCAGCAGAGGAAUGGGAGGAAAUGCCUGACAACUGUGCAAGGGCUGAAGAAAGAAUUCAGCUACGAUAGGAUCCUGAAAGAUCUGAAGAAAGAGUUCUGCUGUAAUGGGACUGUUGUCCAAGACAAGGAGGUUGGCAAGGUAAUUCAACUACAGGGGGAUCAGCGGAAGAAUGUGUCAAAUUUCCUUGUUCAGGCUGGUAUUGUGAAGAAGGAUCAGAUAAAGAUACAUGGUUUUUAGAGAAUUGAGGGGGGCUUGAUGCGUUUGUGUGAAGAUCCAUUCUGAAAUAAGGUGUAAGGGUGGGUGGUGGUUGAUUGGUGUGUGAUGUGAUGCAGAGACGCCUAUCACUUACUACUAGUAAUAGUUUCAAUUGUGUGUUAAGAUUGAAAGAGAAAGAAAUUGUGUUGUGUGUGGGAAUUGUUUUGCUUUUCAAGGACUUGUUCCAUCUAUUAUGAUAUGGAGAUAUCUAUAUUGCUAUGUAGUGAUUUACACGUUGAUAAUAAAUUGAUUGCUGUCUUCUUUUUAAA